Molecule: messenger RNA, 1112 nt
Organism: Halichondria panicea
Lineage: Eukaryota; Metazoa; Porifera; Demospongiae; Suberitida; Halichondriidae
Product: defense protein l(2)34Fc-like
Exons: 6
Coding region: 172-927 (251 amino acids)
Cellular component (GO): membrane
Source: RefSeq, a predicted model, not a curated record
UGUAUAAAAUUAAUUAUGUGACAUAUAACUGCAGCUGGCUAAGGGCAUGCUCUUAUAAGGGCCUUAAACCUGCAAAUCUUCAGUACUUUUGUGCAGACCAGACUGAGUGAGUAUAGUAAAGAGCUUCUGUUGCAUUGCAUUUUAGAUUGAUCUCAAUAGCCUGUUGUGAAUAUGAAGCUGCUUAUCUGUGUCUCCUUGGUGAUGUCCUCCAUAGGACUGCUUGUGGAGGGGUUUUCUGGUGGUGCACCCGCGCAGGCCUGUGAUACCCUCUCCCCCAACCCAACUCAACAUGGAGCCCAGCCACAGAUCAGUGAUGUCCCCUACGCUAUUAGUCUCAUGCCCUUCUAUAAUGCUAGUGACAACUCUUUUACGUUUUACCCUGGAAGGACCUACACCUUGGGGAUCACUAACACUACUAAUGGAACAACCACUUUCAGAGGAUUCUUUGUGCAAGCAAGGCUGGUGAGCGAUGAUACCACUCGUGUUGGAGUCUUCGCUCCAACAGGGCCAAUUGCAGACCAAAGCAGACUCAGCAGCUGUCCUAUUGUGACGGAUGGAAUUACCCACAACUCAGCUAGUGAUAAAGAGGCCAUGUAUUUCUCUUGGACAGCUCCUCUAGGUAACACUGGAAAUAUCAGAUUUGGAUUUGCUGUAGUCGAAACACGGAUGAACUACUGGGCCAAUCAGCGAACGGGAGUAGUUCAGCAGGCUCCAAGUACAAUAGUUACUACUACUGCUGCUACUACUACUGAACCUGCUACUACUGCUGAACCUGCUACUACUGCUGAACCUGCUACUACUGCUGAACCUGCUACUACUGCUGAACCUGCUACUGUUGAACCUGGAAUUAGUUCUGCUGGCCUCACUGCUUCAUUGACCAUCUGGGCCAUUGGAAUCGCACUCAUUGCUGCACUCAAGCCGUUCUGAACUGGAGUAGUACGUAUACUGCAACUGAGUAGUUGAAUAUUCAAGUGAUCAUUAUUACGAUACUAUAGUUAAACAUUCAAAUUAGUUGAUCAUUACCGCAUUGUCUGUGUAUACAUGCAUGCAAUCAUGUAAUAUACGUCAUAUUGUGAUAAUGCACAUUUUCCCAACAAAUUUUUUACAGAUUA